UGUGGAUGGCGAUAAGACCAAAGAGGGCCACUUUUUUCAAUUUUAUGUGAUUCCGCUUCAGCGUGUAGGCCUCCUUCCUUCCCUAGAUGAACAACUCCAACUCCAACUCCAACUCCGACUCCGACUCCGACUCCGACUGCAAGUAAAAGUGAGAUGGAGAAAAUGUGGACCUCCAAGUUGUUAUUAUCGCAAAGCUCAUCGUCACUAUUCUGGAGGGAAAUUGGUAGUGGAUGGGUCACCUACACUCUUGCUGUCGUAACCCUCAUUUUUGUGUGGCAAUUCGCGAGGUUUCAAAUCCUCCCCAGAUUAUCAAUAUUAUUCAGGAACUCUUCUUUUGGAUCCGCAGGACAAUUGAACAAUCCCACCGUUUCUGUUUUACCGUCAUCCCAGCAACACAGAAUAUCAGAUGUCAUUACUGAUUUGGAUCUUAAAGUUUUGAUGGACAGUUUGGAUGAGACUGUUCAUGGGAAUGACAAGUGGGAGAAUGUUGUUGAUAGAAGAAAUAAUUCACUCUCCUACUAUGUGAAGUGUUGCAAACCUAAGGAUGGUGGCCCCCCGAAGUAUUUGAGUACGACAACAUUCAAUUUAUGUUCUUCAGAGACACUGAGAGACUUCUAUAUGGAUAAUUUUUAUAGAAAGGAGUGGGACAAGACCUUGAUUGACCACGAGCAGUUGCAGGUGGAUGAGAGCAAUGGAACUGAAAUUGGGCGCACUAUAAAGAAAUUCCCUCUCUUGACACCAAGAGAAUACAUUCUGGCCUGGAGGCUCUGGGAAGGAAGAGAUAGAACUUUUUACUGUUAUAGCAAGGAAUGUGACCAUCCUUUAGCUCCAAGACAAAAGAAGUACGUACGGGUUGGCCUUUUGAGAUCUGGUUGGAGAAUUAGGGAAGUAUCUGGUAGAAAUUCAUGUGAGAUCAAAAUGGUUCACCAAGAAGAUGCUGGUUUGAAUGUUGAAAUGGCAAAGAUGAUAUUUGCCAAGGGCAUAUGGAGUUAUGUGUGUAAAAUGGAUAAUGCUCUUCGGAAGUAUUCGGCCAUCAGGCGUAUUCAAUUGACUUCAGUUGUGAGUGCAAUCACUCUUGUUCAGAAGGUACCACUGGCAUUGGAUUGUUGUACCAGCAAGAUUGGUGACAUGGGUGAUGAUCCAGAAGAGUACGGCAGUGAGAAAAAAGUGAGACGAAAGCCUUCAAAGAAAUUGAUAGCGAAUGGAUUGAUCCUUGUUGGCGGUGUAAUCUGCGUGGCUCGUGGACACCCCAACUUCAGUGCAAAGGUUGCCAUGGCAUUUGUAUUAAGUAGGCUGACAAAGCAUCGCCAAAUCAAGGAACCGUCUAUUACUAUACACUAAUUUAAAGAAGGAAGGAAAACAGAUGUAAAUUGAAAGCUCAAUUGCUGCUCAAGUAUAUAGUUUUUCUUUAUAAAAACAUUGCAAAAAACAUUAUACACGGAUAUAACUUGUAUUCUACCUACACUUGCUUUUGGCCAGCUACUUGCAUCAUAUCAAUCAGGCUUAUAUGCAUAACAUUUUGACUCUCUUC
Molecule: messenger RNA, 1531 nt
Organism: Cynara cardunculus var. scolymus (artichoke)
Lineage: Eukaryota; Viridiplantae; Streptophyta; Magnoliopsida; Asterales; Asteraceae
Exons: 6
Coding region: 154-1341 (395 amino acids)
Molecular function (GO): lipid binding
Source: RefSeq, a predicted model, not a curated record